AUGGAGUCGUUAAUACAAAUAGAACCGUCGAAUUGGGCACAAUUACAAGAUAUUUUUAGAGAAAACUGGCCUAGAUACGUUGUUCCCUAUAUGCUAUUAGACACACACAUGAAAUAUCCCGAUUUAACUAAGUUAUUCCAAUUAAAGGUGUACUGUCCGUAUGGACAAUUUUCUAAUGGGAUUGUGGCCAUACUAAACAAUGAAACUAGCCAAGACCUAAUUAUGUAUCCGUUAAACGAUACAUCUGCAAUGGAAGAAUGUCUAAGAACAACUAAAUUAAUAAAAUGGGACAAACCUAUCGAAAUACAAUCUACAACCGAGGAAGUUCUGCAGAUGAUAACGAGGUUAUGUAGUAAGCUGAAGAUAGAAAUAAGUGAAAAGGAAAAGGUUUUCACGCAAUAUCUUGAUAAAGAUACUGGAAUAUUUACAGACGUAAAACUUCCAGAAGACACAUAUGUCGGACAGUUAGUACCAAAACAUUUAAGCCUUGUGGACAGUACGUGGCCCUAUAAAAGCAGCUGGUCGCAGAACUUUUUCAAAUGUUUAAUGAACAAUGGUUUGACGUAUGUCCUGUACUCUUCCGACCACGAACCUCUCGCGUGGAUCACCUAUGAAGGAGUUUUAACUCACUUAUACUGUGUACCUGAACACAGGAACAAAGGAUACGCAGAGUUCAUAACGAAACACGCCAUCAAUUCUCUAUUACAGAGUGGGAAACAUGUUGUAGCUUAUAACGUUGAAACGAACGUAAAACCACAAAAACUAUUUUCGAAGUUAGGUUUUAAAACCAUCGGACACGUCUAUUGGACAUUUGUUGAGCCAAAAUAA
Molecule: messenger RNA, 828 nt
Organism: Leptosia nina
Lineage: Eukaryota; Metazoa; Arthropoda; Insecta; Lepidoptera; Pieridae
Source: the annotation of a GenBank genome assembly